AAAAAAACAGUGAGGGACGGCGGAGAACGCAAGUGACGCGUAAGUCAUUGAUCCCGAUGCGUUCCGCGGCGGCCGACGCCAUGUCGGACUCGGGACUCGUGUCCGCGCAUGGCCCGCUGCUCCCGCCGCUCGUUCUCGCGAUCUUUAUUGCCUGCAUCGCCGGCGCCGGAGCCCUCCUCAACUGCGCUCUUAUUGCUGCGCUACUCAAGCGGUCAAGGAACGGUUUGAUGUCAAUCAUCAUACAACUAGCACUCGCAGACAUUAUAUUAAUAGGCACCUCCAUUGUACCCGAAAUAUGGUCCUACAAUGCAAGAUCAUGGAUGUUCGGAAAAAGCUGCUGCGUAGCAUACCGUGGACUUAGCAUUUUCGCAUCGACCGCAUCCCUUUACUUAAUCGCUACAAUAGCGCUCCAUAGUCUAGCCACCGCUAACGUAGAAGAAAAAGCUGCAAUUCUCAAGAAAAAACGAAGCUCUCGCGAUGAUGAUGAGGAAAUAAGAUCUUCGCGCCACAGUCUCGUAGCUAGCAGUGACACGUCUACGCCACCGCGCACAAUGAAUGUGGAUUAUCGACUCACUGACACAAGAGUGCCAGUUGCUCCCCCGUCUGUAUUUGUAUGGGUGUUGUCUGCAUCCCUAAGUAUUCCAGAGUUCACGUUUGCUACGACUGUCCCUCGGGACGAAGAUAUCGUCGCCUGUACUUUAGUGGACACUAGUCAUCGAAUUAACAUGCACUCUAUGGUCGCGUUUUUCAAUUUUUUCCUGCCAGCUCUAAUUUUAACAAGUGCCAGCGUCCUUAUAUUCUGUAAACUCAAAUCAACGAAGUUAUGUAAACUAGAAGGAAGCGAGACCAUUUCAACCUUGAAAUUAUCCUUGUGGUUGAUUUUGGUCUACGGUGUUUUAUGCGUCCCGCGUUCACUUUUUUACGUUUAUGGGUUAUAUAAAUUUUCUGCAGACAAUAAAAUCGAUUUAGGAUACCACAGUGAUAUGUUAUUGAUAAAAUUAAUAUUAAGUGCUUUGUAUCUCGCUGCAACGUUAUUACGCCCUAUAUUAUGCAUAAGCUUACUACCUAGAUUACUAAAAAUGUUUUCUUUUGGAUUCAGAAACAUCGAUGAAGUGUAAAAAAAUAUAUAAGCAAGAAAAGAAACAAGCUUUAAUAAAGAGAUCUCUAGAUAUAUUUUUAUAAAAUCAGUAACGGCAUUAUUUUAAGCAAGUAGGUAGGUACUAAAAUCACGAUAAGCAAUAUCAAUAAUAGACAUUAUAUUGUAUGAGGACUGAACAAUUGAACAAUGAUUAAUAGUUAUAUAAACGCUAUUUUUUAAGAUUGAAAAAAUAUUUUGUAUAAUAUUUGAUAUUUUGGAAUAUACGUAAACUCCUUUUCAAAUACUUAUCCUUUAAAAUAAAGAACGAUUUUAACUUAUUAAAAUUGUAUUGAUUCGCCGUUUCCUAUAACUACUACUAAUUAGGUACCUACGUGAAGAAGACCAUACAUUUCAAGUGAACAAUUUAGAUGCUAUUAAACAUUUUGCAGUUCGUCAGUAUUAAGAUUAGAUUCGAAAUUAUACAAUGCCGACUAUAUUACACCUAAUACAAUAAUAUAGGUUUGUAUAUUAUGUAGGUACUUCCAGUAGCUCCUUCAAUGUGCCACGCCAUUAUGUGAAUCAAAUAUUUACUGUUCAUGUGUUGGUUAUAAGGCAUAUUAUUGAUAGACUGGGUCAAUAAAGUCCCUCGAUAUGAAGAAUAAGAAUUAGUAAGAAACAUGGCAACACUGAUGAAUAACUAAAAAAUAGAAGAUUUGGAAAUUGUGUUUAUUCAUCACCAUUUAGUUGAUAAAUUAAUGAAUUCGAAAUAAAAGCAACAAUUAAUACAUUUUACUGUACUUUUGAUAGUUUAAUUAUUAAAAUUGCCGCCCUUUGCGAAGUAAAAUAGUACAUAAGUAGGUACCUUAUUAAAAUGGCAAUAUAUUAACUACGGCCACUUUUGAUUUUAUCGGCCAAGGAGUUUAGAUCCAAGAAUAAUAACAAUUCUAAACCAUUUAUCUGGUUAUUUUGCAAAAAGAAAAUAUGUAAAAUGUUCAGUAUUAUGUCGGUACCUCCUACCUAGAUCCAAAUGAGUUCAGGUUUAAUUGGAAAGGUGAAAACUACGUCUAAUAUUACAUAGUUUAGAUAAACAUCUUUUUGGGGUUAUUAGGUGGCGGUUUAUUUAAAUAUUGGUUCUAAAACUAAAAAUUGUAUUUAAUACAAAAGUUUAUUGGUGAAAACAUGAAAAAUAUAAUCGAUUAAUGCCUGAUAAAAUGCAGCAGAAAUGUUACAAUAUUCGUCCAUCACAAAACUAUUUUU
Molecule: messenger RNA, 2335 nt
Organism: Bicyclus anynana (squinting bush brown)
Lineage: Eukaryota; Metazoa; Arthropoda; Insecta; Lepidoptera; Nymphalidae
Exons: 2
Coding region: 57-1118 (353 amino acids)
Biological process (GO): neuropeptide signaling pathway
Cellular component (GO): membrane; neuron projection
Molecular function (GO): neuropeptide binding; G protein-coupled receptor activity
Source: RefSeq, a predicted model, not a curated record